AUGGCAGCACAAGAUCUCCCUAAUGAGGUCCUUGUAUAUAUCUUUAAGUAUUUGUCAAGCACUGACCGUAAAAGUGCCAGUCAAACAUGUCAGUCAUGGUAUUCAGCAGCUAAUGAUUAUUGUUUUCUUAGAAACAAAACAAUAGUAUUUUUUAAAACUGAUUUAAAUGCAGAAACAUCACCAAUUCAAAUAAUUGAAAAUUCUGUUGUUCCCUAUGACAAUUUUCUAUUUAGUGAAGUAGAAAUAUCAAGUAAAUUAAAUAAUUUCUGGAACAAAGUGGGAGAGAAUGUGAAAAGCUUAACUAUUCGAAAAUGUGAUAUCCACGAGAAAGUUAUAGAUAAUGUGUUAAAAAAAUGUACAAAUCUAGAAACACUAAAUAUACAAGGCUGUAAAGAGCUUUUUAUGUCAGGAUGCUUAUUAGAAAAAACUGAUGGUUGGAUAACUAAUGGUUUCAAGAAUUUAAAAAGUCUUAAUUUAUCAGAAAAUAAAUAUAUAACAGAUGCACUCUUCUACAGAUUUGUUAAAGGUGCUCCAGCACUGGAAGAGUUAUGCUUAUCUUUAUGCCCAUUACAGUUCCAUGGUGGGUUCAUUAAAAAGUUUUAUCCCAAUACAAGUAAUAUUUUUGAUAAUCCUUCAGAGUGUGUUUUUACAUUCUAUUUUGUUUUGCAAUUCAUUGCUUCUAGAGCCAAGUAUAUAAAGAAUUUGGUGUUUUCUAACACUCUCAUUGAUGGUGCAGCUUUGAAAUCUUUAUCUGAAAUAGCAGACUUAAAGUUAGAAAGCCUCCACCUAAAUACUUGUGAUCAACUUACAAAUGCAGGCAUUAUUGCAUUAACAAAACAUCAAAAAUCUUUAAAAGAACUUGAUAUUGGAUUAUGUACCAGAGUUACCGAUCAGUCUCUUAUGUAUAUUAGUGACAAUUUAAUAAAUUUAGAAUAUAUAAAUAUACAAAGAUGUAGAGCUGUCAGUAAUCUUGGUAUUACAGAAUUACACAAGCUUAAAAAAUUAAAAAAUCUUAAUAUUUCACAAUGUGAACUCAUCACACGAGAAGGUAUAGAAAAUGGUAUUAGCAAAGAAGAAAACAGAACAUUACAAGAAUUAGAUAUUAAUUCAUUAAACUUAGUUCAAUCUGGUAUUAUAAUGAUAUCUGAAACUCUGUCAAAUUUGAGAUAUAUAGAUUUGAGUUUUUGUUUCAAUGCAGUAACAGAUACAUCUAUACAAGUGAUAUUUAAAAAUCAAUUAUUAUUACACACCCUAAAAAUUAGUUACUGUGAUAAAGUAUCUGAUGCUGGUUUAACUGGCAUGGGGAAAAUAGAAACAGAAGAUGAAGAAGGGCCUGUAAUGUCUAAUUACAAUGAAGCAAGUGCGCCCAAUAGAAUACAUUUAGGUUCAAGAGCUGAAGAAGAAAUAAUUCGUGAUGCAAGAAGAAAACGUGAUGUUAUGAGAAUGUGUGAAAAAUUAACAAUGGAUUCUUACUCAGGAUACUCUUUGGCUCGAAUAAAGUCACUCAGAGAGUUAAAUAUAAGUGGUUGUAAUAGAAUUACAGAUGUGAGCUUAACCUAUGCAUUUUUUUUCAAAGAACUUCAAAGUUUGAAUUUAAGCAGAUGCCAACAAAUAACUGUUGAUGGAAUAAAACAUCUAGUCAAAAACUGCCCGAGUAUUGAGUACCUCAAUCUAAAUGAUUGUUAUAAUUUAAAAGAUGAUGCUGUGAUAGAAAUAGUGAAAGGAUUGCACAGAUUACAAUAUUUAGAAUUACGAGGAUGCAAUCAGUUGACAAAUAAAACAAUAGAAGCUGUAAUGGAUCAUUGCAAAAUACUGAAAAUGCUAGACAUUCAAGGCUGCCAUAAUAUAUCGGCAGAGUUGGGUUGCGCGCUAGGAACCCUGCCUACACUUCAUACUGUAUUGAUGUCUAAGCCAGGACCAUAUAUUACUGACGGAGUCAAGAAUAGAUCACCGGCACCCCCACUAUUGCCUUCAUUAUUGAGGAGGCUACGAUUGCAU
Molecule: messenger RNA, 1998 nt
Organism: Brenthis ino (lesser marbled fritillary)
Lineage: Eukaryota; Metazoa; Arthropoda; Insecta; Lepidoptera; Nymphalidae
Source: the annotation of a GenBank genome assembly